Molecule: messenger RNA, 978 nt
Organism: Miscanthus lutarioriparius
Lineage: Eukaryota; Viridiplantae; Streptophyta; Magnoliopsida; Poales; Poaceae
Source: the annotation of a GenBank genome assembly
AUGGCGACGCGGAACCGGACGCCGCUCUACCGCAAGUACCGCGACGCGCUGCGGCACGUCCGCGCGCCGGCCGGGGCGCCGUCGUCGUCCGGCGGGGGCGGGGGCGGGGGCGGGGGAGGGCCAGUGAUCGAGAUGGCCUCGCUGCUGCUCUCCGACCGCCCCUACGCGCCCCUCAGCACGGAAGACCCCUCUGGCUCCAGUAGAGGCGCUGUGACAGUCGGGCUACCCCCAGCCUGGGUGGAUGUUUCCGAAGAGAUAUCUGCAAACAUGCAGCGGGCAAGGACAAAAAUGGCGGAGCUGGCUAAGGCACAUGCCAAAGCCUUGAUGCCAUCCUUUGGCGAUGGCAGAGAUGACCAACGAGCAAUUGAGGUUCUCACACAUGAGGUAACGGACUUGCUCAAGAGGUCCGAGAAGAGGCUGCAGAAGCUGUCCAUGAAAGAUUCGUCAGAGGAUUCAAAUGUCCGAAAGAAUGUCCAGCGUUCUCUUGCUACAGACCUGCAAAACCUGUCAAUGGAGUUCCGGAAAAAGCAGUCAUCAUAUUUAAAGCAGCUUCGCCAACAAAAAGAGGGUCAGGAUGGUGUUGAUUUGGAAAUGAAUAUAAAUGGGACGAAGUCUACAUUUGAAGACGAUGAGUCUGACGAUGUGGGUUUCACUGAGUUUCAGAUGUCAAAACUUAAGAAAAGCGAAGCGUUCACUAGAGAAAGGGAGAGAGAAAUUGAGCAGGUUGUUGAAUCAGUCAACGAACUUGCACAGAUCAUGAAGGAUCUUUCAGUUCUUGUGAUUGAUCAGGGAACCAUCAUCGAUCGGAUAGACUACAACAUACAGAACGUUGCUGCUUCAGUUGAGGAGGGUUACAAACAGUUGCAAAAGGCUGAGAGGACCCAGAAGAAAGGGGGCAUGGUGAUGUGUGCCACUGUCCUUGUCAUUCUGAUCUUCAUCAUGAUAGUACUUCUGAUUUUGAAGAAGAUAAUUUUCUGA